AUGAGCACCAACAGGGCUUCCUGGCCCAGACAACGGUACACCAGAACUGUCAGCCCCAAGCUGUCAGCACCAAGCUGUCAGCCCCAAGCUGCCAGCACCAAGCUGCCAGCACCAAGCUGCCAGCACCAAGCUGCCAGCACCAAGCUGUCAGCCCCAAGCUGCCAGCACCAAGCUGUCAGCACCAAGCUGUCAGCACCAAGCUGCCAGCCCCAAGCUGCCAGCACCAAGCUGUCAGCACCAAGCUGCCAGCACCAAGCUGCCAGCACCAAGCUGCCAGCACCAAGCUGCCAGCACCAAGCUGUCAGCACCAAGCUGUCAGCCCCAAGCUGCCAGCACCAAGCUGCCAGCACCAAGCUGUCAGCACCAAGCUGUCAGCCCCAAGCUGCCAGCACCAAGCUGCCAGCACCAAGCUGUCAGCACCAAGCUGUCAGCACCAAGCUGCCAGCACCAAGCUGCCAGCACCAAGCUGCCAGCACCAAGCUGCCAGCACCAAGCUGUCAGCACCAAGCUGCCAGCCCCAAGCUGCCAGCACCAAGCUGUCAGCACCAAGCUGUCAGCCCCAAGCUGCCAGCACCAAGCUGUCAGCCCCAAGCUGCCAGCCCCAAGCUGCCAGCACCAAGCUGUCAGCACCAAGCUGUCAGCCCCAAGCUGCCAGCCCCAAGCUGCCAGCACCAAGCUGCCAGCACCAAGCUGCCAGCCCCAAGCUGCCAGCACCAAGCUGCCAGCACCAAGCUGCCAGCACCAAGCUGCCAGCACCAAGCUGCCAGCACCAAGCUGUCAGCCCCAAGCUGCCAGCACCAAGCUGUCAGCACCAAGCUGCCAGCACCAAGCUGCCAGCACCAAGCUGUCAGCCCCAAGCUGUCAGCCCCAAGCUGUCAGCCCCAAGCUGUCAGCACCAAGCUGUCAGCCCCAAGCUGUCAGCACCAAGCUGCCAGCCCCAAGCUGUCAGCCCCAAGCUGUCAGCACCAAGCUGCCAGCACCAAGCUGCCAGCACCAAGCUGCCAGCACCAAGCUGUCAGCACCAAGCUGCCAGCACCAAGCUGUCAGCCCCAAGCUGUCAGCACCAAGCUGUCAGCACCAAGCUGUCAGCCCCAAGCUGUCAGCACCAAGCUGUCAGCCCCAAGCUGUCAGCACCAAGCUGUCAGCCCCAAGCUGUCAGCCCCAAGCUGUCAGCACCAAGCUGUCAGCCCCAAGCUGUCAGCCCCAAGCUGUCAGCCCCAAGCUGUCAGCACCAAGCUGUCAGCACCAAGCUGCCACCCCAAGCUGCCAGCACCAAGCUGCCAGCACCAAGCUGCCAGCCCCAAGCUGUCAGCACCAAGCUGUCAGCACCAAGCUGCCAGCACCAAGCUGCCAGCACCAAGCUGCCAGCACCAAGCUGCCAGCACCAAGCUGCCAGCACCAAGCUGCCAGCACCAAGCUGUCAGCACCAAGCUGCCAGCAACUCUCCCAGUAAAACCAACGAAAGCUCCUCUCACUCUCCAGUUGUCAUGUUGA
This is a messenger RNA of Procambarus clarkii (red swamp crayfish), 1494 nucleotides long. The record is from RefSeq and is a predicted model, not a curated record. NCBI's taxonomy places the organism in Eukaryota, Metazoa, Arthropoda, Malacostraca, Decapoda, Cambaridae.